Lampris incognitus (smalleye Pacific opah) is the source of this 1584-nucleotide messenger RNA. It is a transcript of the gene mogat3b, whose product is annotated as monoacylglycerol O-acyltransferase 3b. Gene Ontology annotation, biological process: triglyceride biosynthetic process. Gene Ontology annotation, molecular function: diacylglycerol O-acyltransferase activity. Gene Ontology annotation, cellular component: endoplasmic reticulum membrane. The transcript has 8 exons. NCBI's taxonomy places the organism in Eukaryota, Metazoa, Chordata, Actinopteri, Lampriformes, Lampridae. The coding region runs from base 1 to 1137 and encodes 378 amino acids. The record is from RefSeq and is a predicted model, not a curated record.
AUGGCUAGCCUGCAGGUGGGUGCAGGUGUCAGGGGUGUGGAUGUGUUAUCGGAGGCCGGCUAUCUGGUCAAAGUGCAAAGCAGUUGUGCUUCACCUUGGAGUGGCGAAACUGUACCACACAGAUCAACGACGGAGUACUACAACAAGGUCGCUGAAAUGAAGCAAGAAAAGAGUCAGUGGAAGGAGUUUCUAGAGACUCUGAGUGUCCUGCAGGCGCUGAUGACCUUCCUCCUGCUGGGUGCGGCCUGUGUGGUGGUGAUGGUGUGGUGCAUGUUCACCUCUCUGUGGCCGCUAACCACCCUGUACUUCAUAUGGUUGGUACAAGACUGGCACACCCCUGAAAGAGGGGGAAGAAGAACAGAGUUUUUGAGGAACUGGACAGUGUGGAAGCACGUCAGAGACUAUUUUCCAAUCAAGUUGGUGAAGACGGCUGAGAUGAACCCAAACAGGAACUAUGUGUUUGGCUGUCACCCACAUGGCAUCAUGAGUGUCGGAGCCUUCACGUGCUUCAGCACAGAAAGCUGUGGCUUUGCAGAAACGUUCCCCGGGAUGCGCUCCUCGCUGGCUGUUCUGGCUGGCCUCUUCAAGAUACCCCUCUUCAGAGAGUACAUCAUGAAUGCAGGCCUGUAUCCCGUUAGCAAGGCCGCUCUCGCACAUCUCCUCUCAAAGAGCGGCAAAGGAAAUGCUGUGGUGAUCGUGAUAGGAGGUGCAGCCGAGUCUCUGGCGUCCUCGCCUGGGGUCAACACAGUGGUGGUCAGACAGAGGAAGGGGUUUGUGAGGGUGGCUCUUGAGUUUGGGGCUGACCUGGUGCCUGUUUACUCAUUCGGGGAGAAUGAACUGUUUCGCCAGGUGAUCUUCUCGGAGGGCAGCGUGGGUCGGAAGCUGCAGGACCUGUUUAAAAAUGUCAUGGGUUUUGCCCCCUGUCUGUUCCUCGGUGAGCGACUGGGUUGGCUGCCCUACAGAAGUCCAGUAACUACUGUUGUGGGAAAACCCAUCUCGGUGCCAAAGUGUGUUUCCCCUUCGGAGGAGGAUGUGGACCACUAUCAUGGCCUGUACAUGGACGCCUUGGCCAAGUUGUUUCAUGAACACAAGGUUAGCUGUGGACUCUCUGAAGAUCAUGAGCUUCGGAUUAUUUAAACUUUCACUCCCACAUCAUACAUAUAUAUCACAUCAUAUACAUCAUAUAUAUAUAUAUAUAUAUAUAUAUAUAUAUAUAUAUAUAUAUAUAUAUAUAUGAUGUGAACCGCCAUGCUGUCUUCAGUACUGGCACUUCUUGAAUGAAAGCUGAUAUUCUGGCCUUAAUGCAACAGCUCUUGUAAAAGGGUUUCCUGGUGUGUAACUUUUGAAUGCAUUUGAACAUGUUUGAAAUUAUUACUUACUUUAAGAAACUUAAAUUGUACAUUUCUUCAGUUCAGGGUGCCACGUACACCAAAACAGUAAAACAGAGUAGUAUUGCAGUAUUUUGUGUUACCUGUGAUUAAAAAAAUAAAAACAAGAAAUGACUUACCUAAUAUGUAUAUUACAAUAAAUGCUUAUUGUGAUGAAUUAUAUAUUUUGGAGUUAUUGAUGCAUUUGUAAAGUGGA